UGCUAAGGCAGGACUCCACUAGAAAUCACACACACACACACACCAAUCACAAGUUACCGCCUCCAUCACAUGGAGAGACAGAGGGGCCGGUUCAACACGGUGCAGCGGAGCCGAGGACAGUGAGGGGUUUUGGGAUCCGGCUGGGAGACAUAAGGAGGACAGCGCAGCAGUGGUUGUGGAUUAAUAUCAACGGUCACUUAUCAACGGUCACUUAGCAACGGUCACUUUGCCGCUUCUUUUUCUCAGCUGAGAUGUUUCAGGACUCGACGGCAGAAUCCUUCAUCCCUGUUGUGGUGCAGUGCCGGACCUGAGAACUGAGCUGAAGUCAGCAGGCCUAAGGGCCCCCCGACCAUUAAGACAUGCUGGCUGCCAUGCUGCGUCAGAGUUCUGGCGGAGGAUCAGGAGGUGGCGGUGGUGGCGGCAGCAGCAGCAGCAGCACCACCGGUGGUGGUGGUGGUGGAACCAAACUCUCUUUAAGCAUCUCCCGGUUCUCCAGCUCCAGCUUGGGUCCAGCGAGCCCUACCAGCGUGGGCCCCUGGUCACCGGGCAUAGGCUCCAAGAGUGGCUCGGUGAGCUCGGACAGCCCAGACGUUCCCGCCUCCGAUCCCGUCUAUAUCAUGCAGCUGGUCAGCGAUGUGCGCAAGUUUGCUGAUGUGCUUCUACAACUCAAAGAAGUUUUCAGCUCCAAAGAGCACCAGGACUGCCUCCAUCACGCAGCACACGAGCGUCUCGGGGAGCUGCUGCGAGUCCUAAAGGCCAUUAUCGGCAAACACCAGAGCCUCAACUCGGUGGACAUCCUCAGUACAGCAGGAACCGUCAUCGCCACGGUCAAAGGGGUGAACUUUAAGGAGGUGAACGAAGAGAACAAACAGAAGCAUUUCGGAGAGAUCUACACUGCUAUCGACACAUUGGCGUUCACAUUUGGCAAUGUAGUGUCUGACUUCCUUAUGGGAGAUGUAGAGAAUGGAUCAGUGUUGGGGCUCCCCCUAACUAAGAGAAGCAGGUCUUUUGAGAACCUCUCUGUGGAAUCUGGAGGAUCCAGUCCCGAGAAAGAUGAUCCGCCGGGGCCCUCUCCGCCGGUUCGGGCAGAAGAGGUGGACAGGACACUGCAGCGGCAAGACAGCGGGGUGGAGUCGGCGCUGCUCUACGCCAAGGCCUGGUCCAAGUACACCAAAGAGCUGCUGGCGUGGGUGGAGAAGCGUCUCAGUAUGGAUAUUGAGUGUGCAAAGAGUUACGCCAAAAUGGCCGAAUCUGCCAAGACGCUUGCAAGUCAGCAGGAAUUCAUGCCUUUCCGUGAGAUCUACACGACUGCUUUCAAAAACGACAUUGAAUACAGCCAGCUGGUACUUCACACCGCAGCAGUGCUCCAAAGCAACAAAUUUGUACAGCCUCUCCUGGCCAGAAAGAAUGAGCUGGACAAACUACGAAAAGAGGUCAAGGAGCAGUGGCAGAGAGAGCAAAAGAAAAUGAACGAGGCAGACAGUGCUCUGCGGAAGGCCCGGCUGCUGCAGGCCCAGCGGCAGGAGGAGUACGAGAAGGCCAAGGUGUCCACCAGCCGCCUCGAGGAGGAGCAGAUCGGAGGAGGAGGAGGAGCAGCGGCGGCCAAACAGCUAGAGAAGAGGCGCAGGCUGGAGGAGGAGGCCCUGCAGAAGGCUGAGGAGGCCAGGGAGCACUGCAAAGCGUGUCAGAUUGAUGUCGGGGACAAGAGAGUCGAUCUAGUCAACACCAAGAGCGAGAUCAUCACUCAGAUCCGAGAGAUGGUCUCUCAGUGCGACCUCACCCUCAAGGCUAUGACGGUCAAUUGGUUCCAGCUCCAGCAGGCCCAGGUUGUAUCCCUCCCUGUCAACCACCAGAGUCUGUGUGAAAAUGCCAAACUGUACGAGCCGGGCCAGCGCUACAUCGACUUUGUCGGGAGUCUACCCACCAAUGGGCCUCGCCUGGAGUCCCACUCGUUUGAUUCAGCUGCCACACAGAACACAGGGAUGCCUUUCAACAAACGCUCGUUAAGUGGCAGCCACUCGUCCCACAGUAACCUGUCGCAGGCGUCUGUGACCUCUGACCUCCUUGGUGCGGAUGACGUGGACAGUCCCAUCACUGCCCAACAUGCCAAGAUUGCAGAGAGGUGCUCCAACAGCAGCACUGACAUCCAAGCACUUCGGAUUCAGGCCUCAUUUCGUCCUUGGGCCUCGGGCAGCCAGGGGGGAGGGAUGUGCAGCGACUCGGAAAGUGCUGGAGGGAGCAGUGAAUCCCGGUCUAUGGACUCCCCCACUGCAAGCCCAGGAGACUUCAAGAGGAGAUUACCCAGAACCCCCUCAACCGGCACCAUGUCGUCUGCUGAUGACCUGGAUGAGAGAGAGCCUCAUUCACCUUCUGAUAACGGUUUAAGUGAGAUGGUAAUCGAAUCAGCCAGCUCCCCAGGUCCCUUCAGAAACACCCAGAUGUCCAAGGCUUCUCAAACCCACAAGCUGAGGAAGCUUAGAGCGCCAUCCAAGUGUCGUGAGUGCGACGGCCUGGUGGUGUUCCAUGGAGCCGAGUGUGAGGAGUGUUCGUUGGCCUGCCAUAAGAAGUGUCUGGAAACCCUGGCCAUCCAGUGUGGCCAUAAGAAGCUCCAGGGGAAGCUCCACCUCUUCGGCAUUGACUUCACACAGGCAGCUAAGAACAGUCAGGAUGGCAUCCCCUUCAUCAUACGGAAGUGUACAUCAGAAAUCGAGAACAGAGCGCUCAACCUUAAGGGUAUCUACCGCGUGAAUGGUGCCAAGUCUCGGGUAGAGAAGCUUUGCCAGGCGUUUGAGAAUGGCAAGGACCUGGUGGAGCUCUCCGACCUUUAUCCCCACGACAUCAGCAACGUACUCAAACUCUACCUGAGACAGCUUCCAGAGCCGCUCAUCCUGUUUCGCUAUUACAACGACUUUAUCGGUCUGGCCAAGGAAAGCCAGAGUAUCAUUGUGGAGGAACUGGAGGCGUCACGACUCAGUGCCACCCCGGUGAACCCGGCCCAGGUCAGCGUGGACCUCAACCGGGUCCUCUUCAAGAUCAAGGACCUGCUCAGGCAGCUACCACCAACUCAUUACAAGACACUGCAGUUCCUCAUAGAGCAUCUGCACCGGGUGAUGGAGCAAGCAGAGGAGAAUAAGAUGACAGCCAGCAACCUGGGUAUCAUCUUUGGCCCAACACUGGUCAAACCAAGGCAGGCGGAUGCCGAAGUUUCCCUUUCCUCUCUGGUGGAUUACCCGUAUCAGGCGCUCAUUGUUGAGCUCCUGAUCAGACACUACCAGAUGAUCUUUGACACCCCCCUCAGUCCCCUGAGUUGCAACACGCCUACAGACAUUGAUUCCCAACUCCGCCUCACCUACCGGGAGCAUGAGCAGCUGAGCAGGCACUCCAAGUCGCUGGGAGACAUUAAGGAGCAGAGCUCUAAGGUUUAUAAGAGGCAUUCCUCUAUAAUUCCUUCUUCCCAUUUGGUGGCUGAGGUUCAGGAGAGCAUGCCACGCCUCGCCAGAAGAGACUUUGAGCCUGUUGAUGAGGUGGAUUCUGAGGCCUUCAAUGGGGUUUCGUCGCCAAGCGUCUCUGAGGUUCUGAAACCUGGCGAGAGAGGCCUCAGUCGCUCUCCGCAUAUCGCCAUCACCAGAGUCCAGCUUCGACACACUCGCAACAAACUGUCGUCCCGGCCAGUGAGCCUGCCAGCGGAACGGAUACACAACCGAGGCCAUGUAGACGAGAAUAACACCCGGAACAGCACCGAUCGAGAUGACAUGAAAGGAGGUAGUUUCGACCAGUCCAUUGAAGAAGUGGAGGAAACUGAGAGUUCAAAAUUGCGAGUGGGCACACAUUACCGGAGUACAUUUAUUGACACCCAGACGUUACGCAGGACUUGGGACAAACAAUACAAGCAUGACGUUUCCUCCAGAACUGUCAGAAUUGUGGCCAGUAGUUCGCCCACAGAGAGUGCAGCAGUGGAUGCCAGCAACUUAUCAGCUUCUGUGCCCGUAUCCUCGUCGUCUUUCUCCCUUGGAACUACUGGGAUCAUUAGCUCUGUCUUCCCUAACAGACCUUACACAGUCGCAAUGCGACCUAACAGGACUGUAAGAAGGGAGGACAAUGUAGCCAAGUACGGCUCUGUCACAACAGCUUUCAGGGCUCCCAGAACUCUGCAGCCUCCUCCAGGGACCUUCUACAAGCCCCCGUCGGGGAGCAAAGCUAAAGAGCUGCAGAACUUUGCAUUAGCUAACAGCGCAGAGGAUGAAGAUGAGGAGGAGGAGGAGGAGGAGGAGGAUGAUGAUGAGGAGGAGGAGGAGGAUGAGGAGUUGGGAAUUGAGAUAGAGGUGUCUGUAGAUGAGCCUCUGGAGGAAGACGAUGAGGCCGAGCAGGCAGCCAUGUCUCGGUCUCCCAGCUCUAGCCCUGAUGAACUGGGCCCGAACCAGGCCAAACCAGUGUACCAGAGACUAAGGCCCAGACUCCUCCUAGAGGUCGAGCAUCGAGAGGCUCAUUUUGUGUGAUCACCUGAGUGCUCGAACAAUGUGUGCCAUAUUCUAUUAGACAAAGAAAAAGAAACAUCUGCAUUGACGCUGCAAAGACAAUUUCCAGAUGCGCUAUGAUUGUGGGCACCGUACGGACAAUUAAAAGUACCUUUGGUCCUCAAAAGACAAACAAGAUGCACUUAAAAUGCUGUAUAUUUUUUAACAUGAUUCACCAAUAUUUCAUUUACCAAUCACUUGCUCAGUACACUCUGGCACCCGGUCAGAAUAUUUAUAAUUCUUUUUUUUAAACUGUGCAAUUACAUUUUUAUUUGAAUAUUUUGUACCAACUUCUUAUGGGCUCACUAUGUAUGUUUAUAUACCAAAAAAGAACUAUGUUUGAAUCGUUACAAUAGUGCAUGUAGCCACAACACUGAAAAAAUGUUUGGUGCACGUAUCAAUACUCUCACACAAAUCUCUUUUCUGAGUCGUGUUUCUACCUACUGUGAGUCAGAAUGUUUUAAACUGUUACAUUUAGCUUAUAAUUAAUAUUGUUGCUAAUAACGUGUGUAUAAAGCAAUAUAAUGACCUUUGUUACAUGCUGUACUGGGUAUCUGCAUUGGCAUUUGGUAAUGUUAUGAAGCACCAGUUGCAAAGGGUAUGCAUCCACUUGUUUUUAUACUGUUGAACCUGUAUGGUGUCAACUUACACUGAUCUGAAAAGCUUUUAGAAAUGCCACUGGAUGUAUUAUGGCGUUUUCUUUCUUAUUUUGAUAUAACUUUUACAUUUUCUUAAUAGCCAAAGCUGUUUUUCUUUUUACAACUGAAUUAGUAUGAUCAAUAACCUAAACCUUACAGGUUGUUUUGUAAGUAAUAGGACGUGCAUCAUUUAUUUAAAUGGUAUCUGUUUUUCAUGGUAAUGUACAAGGUUGACAGAAUGUUGAAAGGCUCAGUGUAAAAACAACAGGUACAUGAAAACAAUCACCCUUUUGUAACUUAUUAAAACAUAUCUGACAAAUUCCA
This is a messenger RNA of Sebastes umbrosus (honeycomb rockfish), 5476 nucleotides long. RefSeq names its product Rho GTPase activating protein 29a (gene arhgap29a). Gene Ontology annotation, cellular component: cytoplasm. The coding region runs from base 360 to 4496 and encodes 1378 amino acids. The record is from RefSeq and is a predicted model, not a curated record. Gene Ontology annotation, molecular function: GTPase activator activity. Gene Ontology annotation, biological process: signal transduction; activation of GTPase activity. Lineage: Eukaryota; Metazoa; Chordata; Actinopteri; Perciformes; Sebastidae. The transcript has 23 exons.